UGUAAUCAAGUUAGGCUUAAACAAGGAAGUUAAAGUAGUUUGUAAGGCAUGGAAAAACAAAUUAACAAUUCAUUUCAAGUCUAAGGCUUGUUGUGUUAGCAUGGGGAUUUUUUGUUUUCUGUGGGUGUUUUCUCUCUCGGUUUUCAACUAUUUGUUAGCUGCUGAAGAUGGACCAAGGGAUUGCUCACCAAAUGAUGAAUUGCCAUGUUUGUUGUAUACGUUCAGUGGUAAUGGUUGUAGUCCAGACAAAUUAUUGCAGCAGUUUGGCAACCAAUAUCUGACCAACUCCCUCAAUGUGCCCGGCUCAGUCAGUAACAUCUCUGCCAAGGCUCAGUACAAGUUUACAAAUGAUGGCAAAAAAUACAGCGAAAUUAAUCUUACAAUUACACCACCUGGUAAUAUGCACAACCCAGGAGCUGUGCAAGGUUUUCAAGUUGUGCGAUACUUGACUUCCAAUAGACUGCUAAAAUGUGACAUUAUGAUUCUUCAAAAUUACUCAUGGACAGAAAAUAAUUUACAGACUCCAUUUAUGCUGAGCUAUUUUCCAUCACCAGAUGAUGUUGAUUUUCAAGUGUACACCCUCCCGAUGCAUGAAAAUAGGGACAAGUUUGACUUCUUCAGAACUCUUUCUGUAUCAAUGCCUGGUUCAUCAAGCUCAAAGAUGGCAAGAGACUGGAUUGCGUCAGUAUAUGUACGAGGGUUGCAAGAGAUUGGAGCUAUUGAGGUGGAAAUUAUCUCACCUCCCGCACAAUACAACUUUACCGAAUUUACCUACACCCUUCUUGUACCAGUUGGGACUUUAAACAUUGUUAAACAAAGGAAUCAAUCUGAUAAGUAUCUGCACACAUUUUCCAAUGUGACCAGCGGGACUUAUAAAGUGACGGUAAAGCCAUAUGAUCCAUACUUUUUGGAUGGAGAUCAGGACAAAUGCCUAUGUGAAGACUGUGUACCGUGUACCACCACAACUACAUCAGCUUUUAAUUUUACUUUCACAGGUCCAACAUGUAAAAUUGAACCACAAGAAGACCUGCAAUUACAAUUCUGCAAGGCUACCACAACCACAACCGUUGUACAACAUUCUGUCUCCAAGUCCAGCCCAACUGCCGAACCUGUGACGUCUUUAAUCACUACACCCCGUAGCACGGAGGGAUGGAAGGUGGGGCUUGGGGUGAUGGCGGCCAUCUUGGCUGUUAUUGGGGUUGCUGCCGCUGUUGCAAUAUUCAUCUACAGACACAGGUGUUUGAGGGCAGAUGACAAUGCAAUCACCAAACAGGAAGAGGGUGUGGCCACCAAUACACCAAAGCAAAAAGACAACAGGGGUUUUAUGGAUGACACAGGGUCAAUCUUCACAGAUAAAUUGACAAUUCUUCCGAACAACAAUAAUGUGGUUGAGAAAGUCCAGUUAAAAAAACGCCCCAAGUUGUUCCUGCUGUAUGAAGAUGAGAAUCGCUUUCACCGGAAUGUUGUCACAAGUUUCGCCACAUACCUUCAACAGCAUUGCUACUGUACAGUCAUGUGUGCAGAAUGGGAGCUAGAUGAUCAUUGGGUGCACCAGGAUCUUCAAGAUGCGGACUUUGCAAUUAUCGUGAACUCAGAGGGUGCAUUUAAGGCAUAUAAUGAUAAAUAUGGCAUUGACGAUGGGUAUAGCGGUACUCCGCCAGGAUCUCGAAAAAUGUCAAGUAUCAACAGCUUGAAGAACAAAUUCAAGCAUGACGAACGAUAUGAUAACAUUGUCAUGGUAUAUUUCAAGUAUACUGAUGAGAAAUUCAUUAUUCCCGAUAUUUGUCCAGGUUAUACAUACAAAUUGAUGAAAAAUUUCACUGAUUUUCUCCUUCACAUUCAUCAACUUCAUCGCACAGAUAAUCUGGCUCAGUAUGAUCUUCCCUUAGACGGGAAUCAUCGGCUAAAACCCAUAGGUCAGCAAUUGAACGCUGCUAUUGCUGAGGCCUUGGCUUACGAACAAAACAAGCCAACGAAACCAAAACCAAUAUAUGAUCGCAUUGAUAGCAGUGGUAGCAGAUUUGAUUCUGGUCUUCCGCAGGAUUUUGGCUCUCCUGGUCAGACCCCUGUUUCUGAUAAGCCAGAUGCUUGGUCACAUGCUGGAUUCCAAGAUAGGCUUAUUGCUAUGCUUAAUCCUGACGAUGCGAUAACAAUUACCCCAUCCGAUGUUGGCCUCUGCAUUGAAAAUGGUCAUGUUUAUGAAAAAGUUGAAAAUGGAUCUGAUCAAUCUGCUCAAGUGUAUGCAAAGUUAAAAGCAGGCACACAAAAAUCUAGACCAAGCCUGAAUAUUCCCCCUCCACAAAAUCCUGAUCAGGAUCAUCCAGGCACUCAGUCAGCUUCUUCUGACCCUAUUGACCAUGAUUUUGAAUUCAUCCUUCCAGAUGAUAUUGAUGGCUUUGAUGUGGUUAGUAAGACCAUCUCUGAACAAAUGCAGCAUAUAGUGGACAGAUAUGAUACUGAUCAGAAUGAUCAGAAUGACCCCUCAGGGGCCAGAGGAAGGAAUCAAGACCUUCUGCUUUUGCAGGCUCACUGUAAGAAUGGGGAAGUUAUCAGCUUAGGGGGAGAAAGUGUUUAAAUAUCUUGACUGUCAUUCUGAAAAAUAAGCAUAUUUGUUUGGAGACUGGGAAUUAUUUCAUAGCCUUGUAAUGAUUAAUUAGCAAAUUAAGUAAGAUAUGGUCAUAAUCCAAGGUCUCAGCAAUGUUAUUGAAAUAAAGUAGAUGAUUUAUGGAAAGAAUAUACAGUAGAAACUCACUAAACCGGACAUGGUCCAGACUGGGCAAAAUUUCCGGUUUAGUGAGGAUUCCGGUUUAGUGAGGAUUUGAUGUACGGAGUAAGUUUACUCAAAAUAUUAACUGACUUAACCUUUAAAGGGAAGUUGAAAACUGGAAUAAAAUAAAAACACAUGAAGAUAACAUUUAUUUUACAUCAACAACGACGUUCAGAUGGAUGUUGAGACAUGAUUAAAGGACAUGCAAAAGUGAUAAACAUAAUUAAACAUUUCUGCGUUUUAUAAUCAGCUUUUUUUUUUAAGUCUUAAAAUAAAACAACUCGCGAAAACGACCACUUCAUCACCAAUCAAAGUUCUUGAUUUGAGUAACAAACAAACAGAUUAUCGGAUUAUCUGUAAUUUAAUGCUUGUUAAGAAUGUUUGAUAGUUUAAUUAACGCAUCGCUCUAAUUUGAUUCAAUCGUAGAAGUCUUUAGAUAAAACAACCCUCCAAAAUGAUCACUUAAUAACCGUUUCUAGUUCUCUAUUUUCUGCAACAAACAAAUUAAUGUUUCAAUCAAUUUUCUUUUCACAGGUUUGAUUAUCGUGCAAUCCACAGCGCAAUCAUCAUUAUCGAUAACACAACAUCACAGGUGCAAUAUUUAACGACGCACCGGCUGUCAAAACAAAAUGACACGCGAAUUCCUAAUACAAAAAAUCAUUUUGACAUUGUUGGAACAAAUAUAUGUCCGGUUUUGGAAGGUAAAAUUACGUUGACAACUAACAAAUUUUCUCGAUUUUUUGUCCGGAAUUCCGGUUUUGUAGGGAUUUUUUUACAUUGAAAAUAGAAGGGGGAAACCAGGACUCUGCAAAAAGUCCGGUAUCCCGAGGAUUCCGGUUUUGUGGAGUUCUGGUUUAGUGAGUUUCUACUGUAUAUGGACAUUUUUUGCAUUCUCAUUGAGAGAACAAAACAUUUUUUCCGAGUAACAGAAUACUUUUUCUGCCUUAUUUGAUAAACAUUGUAAUUAUUACUAAGUAAGCAGUUUAAUCAAGCCAAGAGUGUUGAUAGAAUUUCAGGAAGAACUUUGAACAACCGCCAUUCAGGAGCCAUAUAUGUUAUAUUAUUAUUAUUACCACUUAUUACAAGUACCUCUAGCCUUUGUAAAAUAUCUUCUUACUUUUUAUAUAAUACUCUUCCUGUACUUAAUUGCAAAGAAAACUAUUGGCUAUGUUUGUGCCAUGAGUAUUGUAAAUAUUGCUGAUGAUGCAUAAUAUCAUGUCAUGAUACUAGAUUAUAGUUGUAUUUUUUCUAUUUCAUUAUAAAGGUGCUGUUUUGUUACCCAACAUGUAUGAAUUAUCCAUAAAUACAAUAAUUGCACUGACAACCUCUUCAGGAGUUUUCACUUUCAAUUAAUAUGAUAAGCGUGUUCUUUGUAGUCAAACUAUUUAAAGUUGUAUUGUAAUGAUUUAGAAGAUUAAGGUUGUGGUUAAAUAUUACUUGACACAUUCUUACAUUGAUUUUUUUAGUAGGUAAAGCACAAAAAGCUGAUAAAAUAACAGUCUAGUAAAUUUCAAUUCUGAUUAAUUGAUAGAAAUUUUUAAUGGAUUUUUAAGUGGUGAAUUCACAAACUGCGACUUUCUUUUUCAGAUGUUAUUCUGUUUCAUUACAGGGACUGAAAGUAGUUUGAAUACUAUAUUUAGAAAAAUAUUAAGGUUAUAAGUUUAGGGUAUGUAUGCAUGAACAAGACAUUAGCUAUGUUUUGUUUAAUAGUAAUAUGUACUGCUAAUCAUGUACAUUUCAAUUUUGAGAGUAUAUAUACUUAAACAGGAAUUAUAUCCAUAGUUUAGAUUGCCAUAACACACCACUCUCAGUGAGAGUAUAGCUGAGGUAAGAUAGAUCCGUAUCAGUAUCACAGUAUGACAGUCCCUCUUUCACAACAAAGUUACAGACUAUGAAAAACCCUUACAAAUUCUUUACGGUUUCAUAGCAUAUAUGUGGAGAAUUUAUUAAAAAUGUAAAAUACUGUCAGAAUAUCAACAUUGUUCAAACUAUUUCCGGUCUUUUUUGCAUGUAGUUAUGUAUAUCUUUGUUAUGUUUAUUAUGUAUAUGUUUAUCAUAUGUUUUAUUUACUUCACAGUAUAAUCAGAAUUGUUCAGUAUAUUUGAAUUAUGAAAACAUUUGUAUUAAUCAUGUAUUCAAAGGAAAACUUGCUUGAAAUCCAUCUUUGUUGUGAUAUGUGUUACAAUACAUCUCUUAGCAUUUGUGUGGAAUAACAUUUUUUUGUUGUUAUUUUAUAGUUUCAAAACCAUGUAAUAUUGAAAUAUUAGUUCACCCUGCUUUGUUCAUGUUUGUUUACAUUGUAAAAUUUUACUAAAAUUCAUUUAGCAUUAUACUUUGCAUCGUUCUUACAGAUUGUAUUUUUAUUAUUUUACUGGUAAUCAUAAAAGUUGUUGCAUUUUAAUUAUAAUUUUAAUUUUCUUCAUUACUGUCUAUCAUUGUUGUUAAAUGUAGUAUUUUAGUAUAGAAAUCUCAUUGUUUAAACUCUCCGUUAUCACAUUCAUUUCAUAGUGUCUUCAUUUCUCUCUAGGUUUACAGAAUGUGUAUCAAAUUAUCAAAUUAUGAUCUCUUUUUCGAGUUAUGUUAACUUUACAUUUUUCACCCUUUUCUGCAAGUUACUUUCAAUUGUGCCAUACAGUGUCCUAACAGAAUUGUCCUAUUUUUUAGCAAAGGUUAGGUAUUCUACUAACAUAUAUAUAAACAUAUAUUAGUCCCAGUACCACGGUAGCCAAUGUGAUGGUAUGUAUUAUCACCGCGUUCAUCUGCUGCUAACGGGUACGACUUCCGAAAACAUGCACACAGCAUAUCGCCGCAAUGCUGCUUACUGAGAUAUGUAGGUGUUUUUACAGGUACCGUUGGUAUAAAUAAAAGAUUGCACAUGUAAAUUGAACCAUGCUCGCAGAAUGGAUUUCACCCGAUUGCGAGGUAAACAAUCUUAUCCCUCAACCUUGAUAAUUAUAUCGCUGGAAUAUUGAGUGUUUGUUAAAGAAUUUAUAAAAAGUUAAUUGAUACCAAAGUAUAUCUGUGAAAGGGCUUUCAGGCUUUUAGCAAGAGUUUGUACUAGAAGCUCCGUCCGUUUUUCACGCGUCUUUGUUAGAAGAACAGAGAUUAUUGUACGUUUUUGUGUCACAAUUACUAAAACAAAACUGAAUUUAGUUUUCAUUUUUAAAGUUAUCAUUGUGCAAAGGGUUUGAUUAAAUGUUAUUUGUUAAAUUCAUUUACUUCUUUAAAAAUAUUACAAUAAUAGUGAAAGUGUCACAUAUAGACAAACUGGAAAUAAUAAGAUUACAAAGCAUAGUAAAACGAUAGUGAAAAAUGUGCACACUCGUAUUCCAUCAUUCUAAAUUUAGAUUCUUGUGAAAACUUUCCCUGUUGCAAAGCAUCAUAAUUUUCAGGGAUCAAAUUACAUUUUGAGUAAGAACCAAGUGAUUUUUAGCUCGACUAUUCGAAGAAUAAGGAGAGCUAUACUACUCACCCUGGCGUCGGCGUUGGCGUUGGUGUCACACCUUUGUUAAGGUUUUGCAUGUAAGCACCUUUAAGUCAUUAUCUCAGUAAAUACAUCAGUUAUUGCAUUGGAAAUUUGGAUAUGUAUUCCCAACUGUCUUAAAUACUAAAUUAAUGAAGUUAGAUACCAAUUAUUUGAAUAUAAUGCAAAAAAUAGGCCUUUAUUAUUCGACUUGGAAAUUCUGGUUAAGGUUUUGCGUGUAAGCACACAUAGGUUAAUAUCUCAGCAACUACUUGAGGCAUUGCAUUGAUACUUGAUAGAAUGGUACUCAACCAUCCAACCUACUAAAUUAACCAAGUUAGAUAACUCUAGUUUACAUUUAAUGCAAAUAAUUGCCCUUUAUUAUUUGACUUAGAAAUUCUGGUUAAGAUUAUGCGUGUAAGCACUCAUAGGUUAAUAUCUCAGCAACUACUUGAGGUAUUGCAUUGAGACUUUAUACAAUGGUAGUCAACCAUCCAAUCUACUAAAUUAACCAAGUAAGCUAACUCUAGUUUGCAUUUAAUGCAAAAUAAUUGCCCUUUAUUAUUUAUUGACUUAGAAAUUCUGGUUAAGGUUUUGCAUGUAACCACAUUUAAGUCAAUAUCUCAGCAAAUAUAUUAUGUAUUGCAUUGAAACAUUAGAUAUGUAUUCCCAGAUAACACUUUUUUGAAUAUAAUGCAAAUUAUGGGCCUUUAUUAUUUGACUUAGACAUUCUGGUUAAGGUUUUGCAUGUAAACACACAUAGGUUAAUAUCUCAGCAUUUACUUGAUGGAUUGCAUUGAGACUUUAUACAAUCUACUUAAAUAACCAAGUAAGAUAACUCCAGUUUGCAUUAAAUUAAAAUAAUGGCCCCUUUUUUAUUCGACAUAGAAAUUCUGGUUAAGGUUUUGCAUGUACCCACUUUUAAGUCAAUACCUCAGCAAAGACAUCAUGUAUUGCAUUAAAAAUUUACACACAGGCUCCCAUCUAUUUAACCUUCUUAUUUAAUCAAGUAAGAUAACUCUAUCUUUUAUAAUAUAUAAUUUUUGCCCCUUUAUUAUGCGACUUAGAAAUUCUGGUUAAGGUCUUGCAUGUUAGCACACAUAAGAUAAUAUCUCAGCAACUAUUUUGAUGUAUUGCAUUGAGACUUUAUACAAUAGUAUUCAAUCACCCAACUUAAUUGAAUAACCAAGUUAGAUAACUGUAUUUUGCAAAUAAUGGGCCUUUAUUAUUAGAACUAGAAAUUCUGGUUAAAAUUUUGCAUGUAACCACAUUUAUGUUAAUAUCUCAGCACACCAUGUAUUGCAUUGAAUUCUAAUUUAACAGUGAACCAUGCAUGUUUUGCCUAAACGUUUCAAUCCUUACAUUGAAAAGCGGCGGAAUAGUCGAGCGCGCUGUCUCUGUGACAGCUCUUGUUAGAUUACCGGAUGAGUUUGUAUGAGUUUAAUUUAACUGAAUAGAAUAACAUUGAUGGGAACAAAGAAAUAGCCUUCAGAAAAUUGACAUCCACCUUAAUUACCAUUAAUUAACAUAUUGCAACAACGUAUGUAGCUUCGACUCGAUGCGGCAGAACGCGGGGAAAUUUAUAGAAAUAAACAGGGUGGGCGUUAUGCUUCUAUCGCGGGGUAUAGUGAAAAUUGGAUUAAAAGAUAACAUCCGCAGUAAGGAAAAAUCGCGGCGAUGUGCAAUACCUGCAAGAAGCAUGUAGUUGGUUGUGUAGGAUAAAAUAAUGAGAGAAAAAAAAUAAAGUGUGUAUAUAACUAUGAUAAAGUCUCAGAUAAUGUGUGAUAAAACCUGGAGGUUCACACUGUGCUUUAUUGAACAAAAAUGGAUGAGAAAUACUAAGCUCAUCCCUCACUCGACCACUGACUCAUUAUAAGCUAUUGAGGUAGGUAAAUGGGAGGAGCACAGCGCUUUGCAAACAGUACCUGAGCAGUUGCCAGACUCUUUUUGAGGUUUUAGACUGGAGACAUACUGAGAAAUAACACUUCAAAUGAUAUUUCGCAUGAAGAAAAUUAAGCUCCUGUUUCUAAAGUUGAAGUGAUGCAAGCGUUUUCAAAUGAACAAUUAAAAUAUUGUUUAGUGAAAAACGCUGAUUUUAUGUGUCUAAUUACCUCCAUUUUUUCAGUUGAAUAUAAUUUAGCUUUCAAUUGAAAUAUUUUAUGAAAAUAAUGAUGUAAGUAUAAUUAUUUUGUUUACAAAAAUAUUUAAACCAAUAACUUCUUAUUUAAAAAAACCCAGAAAAAUCAUUAGUAUAUAAAGUAACAUAGAAUAUUGGCAUUAAGAAAAUCACAUGAUAUGUAAAUUUUGUAAUGACCUUGUGUGUGCUAAGUUUAGGUUAUAGGUUUUGUUUUGUUGCAUUUUGUUAUUUCCAUUAAUGCAGUAUUUUAUCAUCAUGGGGGUUAAAAAGUGUCAAAAUGGUUAUAAGAAGUAAUUUAGAUAUACAUACAAAAAAAUAAGUUUACAUCACCAACUUAUAAUGGGAUGUUGAUUUUGUUAGAAAUUCUUCUGUAAUGCUAUAUAUUUGCUUUACGGUAUUUUAAAUUCAACAAUGACCAGCCUUCUUUAUUUCAAUUUUUAUUUUUAUCAGGAAAAAUGCUUAGUCCAAAACAACAAAAUUUGUUGGGUGUGUGUGUUGUUGUUUUUCAAGUAAUUUCUUUUAAAGGAAGCACUUCUAAUAAUUACCUUAUUUUGGCAGAAAAAAAAAUCAUUUUAAUUGAUAUAACGUUAUUUUGCUUAGCAACCUAUGAUAUCAGCUCAUUAACAAUAAAUAAAUAAAAAUGCAUGCGGCAGAAUAUCCAAAAUAGAAUUUGUGAUGUGAGGUUAACAUAAAGAUGAAAUAAGGCUCAGGACAUCCUCUCUUAUUUUAAAUAAUUCAUCAUGCACUCACUGAUCGAUAUGUUUUAUUUGUUGAGGCAUGAUUAGAAAUGUGUGUUUGAUCCUAUAGCCUUAAAAGUAUGACACUGCUGAUAUUGGACUAUGUUCUAUGCAAUAUUAGCAUUAUAAUGAGUUUGAUAUAAUAAUACAUUUUGAUUCAUUUGUUUUUCGAAGAAAAAUGUCAAGAUAUUGUCCAAGGUUUGUUGUCAUCUGAGUUGGUGUCUUGAAAGCCAUAGCUGAAAACCUGUUCCAGAUAUUUAUGUGAAACUUGGUACAUAUGUUACUUCUCACAAUGUGCAAAACUAUGUUCAGCAAGACCAAACACUUGUAAUAGUAGAUGAGUUACGCCAAUUGAUUAUCUCAACAAACAACUGAGGAGAGUUUUCAGAAAAAAAAUGAAGGUUAAAACAGCAAAAUAUCAUGAAGGCUUUAUAACUACUGUUUUCCCUUUUAUAGUGUUUUGCAAGUGCUUGAUCCUUAAAUAGUACUGCAUACUCAUUAUCUUUAUUAAUAAUUUUUGCUUAAAUAUUUUUAGACCACACUAUUAAUUGUGGUCCUAAGUUGCUACAGGAAAUAAUUUUACUUGGAAAUGUUGGUCGACGACUCGCAAUAACUAGUACAAUUAACUGUCACACACGAGAUUUAUCUGGAUAUCAACUAAGAGUUAUUCCCCUGUAAUAAAUGAAAAAAAGAAGCAAAUUUCACUAUCCUUAGCUAUUGCUAUGUAAAAUUAAGAGUAGAAAUUGAUAAAACUUAGAUGAAAUGUCUGUAAUUAAAGUGUGAUGGUGCAUGUGAGAAAUUUGUAUGAAUCGAGUCAAUAACACAUAAGAAAUUGCCUAUUAAUUAAAGAAAGAGCUCUUAUUUGAGCAUUAGGAAUCAUUAACAUUAUAACUAAUUGACAGUUCCUUCCCUACCAUAAAAGUCUCAGGUGACAGUGUUUUUCCCUACCAUGUUACUCACAUUAUACUUUAAUUUUUAUUUAUUUUUUUUGCAAUUUCGAUAUCAAAGAGUAAAAUAAUUAUAAAAUUAGUGCUUUCAGAUGCAUUACCGUGAAAAAUAAAUUGGUCCAAAAACAUGAGCUAAACCCUUUAAAGGGUCAGAUAUUCAACAUUUAAGAUACAAUUAUUGUAUCUGCAGAAAAACAGUCAUUUGAACAUAAUAUCAGAAAUAAAUUGUUCAUCCAUGUGUGAAAACGUUGCAGAACAUGCUUCAUUUUGCUGAAAAAGCACUAAUAUCCGAGUUUAAUAUUAAAUGGUUUUUAUUUAAUUUUAUAAAUUUCCUGUUCAAUUGAGUCAGUAUGCAUUUCUUAGUUUUUGGUGUUUUAAUUGAUAUUGUGACUCGAUUUCAACAAAAUUAAUUUGAAUAACAAAUGUUGCCAACAUGGUGUUAAAGAGUCUCUCUCACUACAUCUCCAAAGUAAGUGAUGUAAACAUGUUCUGGUUAAUUUUUUAAUAAAGUUUUAUUUUUGUAAAGAAAUUUAUCAAAAUACAAUUGUAUUACCUUUGCAUAUGCUAUACUGCUUAUGUUUUUAUACAGACCUAUUUAUAUAUUCUAUUUUAGUUGUUGAUUUAUUAAGAAAUUAUAUUGUUCUUUUACGAGAUCUUUUACUCUAGUACAUUGUGCAAUUGCUGGCGUAUGCACAUUUUCACCUCCUUUCUCUUCACUUUUAUACCAUAUUGAAAGAAAAUUAUUGGGGCCAAUUGUGGUCAAAAUUCUACUGUUUUCUCUUUAUACAAAUCAAAUGCUUUGAUUUAGAAUAAAGUGUAUAUUUCUCUGGA
Molecule: messenger RNA, 10882 nt
Organism: Mya arenaria
Lineage: Eukaryota; Metazoa; Mollusca; Bivalvia; Myida; Myidae
Exons: 11
Coding region: 101-2575 (824 amino acids)
Molecular function (GO): interleukin-17 receptor activity
Source: RefSeq, a predicted model, not a curated record